UUUUGACCUUUUCAGAGCAGGCUUUUCCAUUCGCGUAAAUGCCGUAGGUAAAUAAAAGUAAUAUGCUUGAGAAAGUUUAUAGGCUGUCUGGUCUAGACGUCCCGCCUAACAUCGUCUCGCUUGACACUACACAGAACACGUCGGUAGCAAAACUUUGAAUUUUGUAAUUGACGUCGCUCGCUCUAAAAUAAAGCGCUGGAGACGUUCCAUUACUUACAGUUUGAUAACUAUGAAAUUUAGGUUCAGCAUUUACAUAAGACAUUUUGAAUUUCGUGUCCCUACGAAAUAUGGAGACGAAAUAGGUAGUUAGGAACUUUUAUAUACCUAAAUUCCUGCUGGAACUACUUUAAAAGUUUUGUUAGAACUGUAAGUUAUCGGAAAACAUCAUAAGGAAACCUGGAUUAUUGGAUUAGAGAUGGUGAUUUUAUUCACAUUUAAAAGUUUAUGGGAGCAUUGAUAAGCUUGUGAAAACAUGGUAAACACUAUCAUAUUUUUUAUCUAUGAUAUAUUUUGAAACAAUGCCACCGAAGUAUUGUUAUAUAUAUUUUGAACAUUUCAACAAAAAAUAAAUGCGAUGCUCCCCCUUUCCUGCUUGUAGGCACGAACACCAAUGGCUGCAUAGCGUUGUAGAGGUACCUACUGUGUACAAGUUGUUAGGCAAGAAGUUACCAACUGCCGGCUAACAAUAUCACAAACGUCAGAGCUUCUAAAACAGUUACCUAACUUACGUUUCCGAUUGCAUGACAUCAAAGGAUUGAAUAAACUUCCUUCACCGUGACUUUUGAUUAUAAAAUUGUUAUUAAUAAUUCCUUUUUAUUGCUUGAUCGAUUCCAUUCAUCACCAGAGCAACAUUCUGCAUAAGGAACUCGAAGGGUCGGAGUUUAUCUAGUAGUUUCGAACUCUUGCAAGAAUACAGUUGACAAAACGUCCCAAAACGUAGAAUUAUAAAGAGUUUAAUUAAAUAUGGAGGCCCCAGCUCCCGCUCCGGCCAAUAUAGGUGGUCGCCGCGAGCCUUCUACUGAUCCUGUUAAGGCUCAGGGAAUAUUGAAUUCAGUUAUGCGCAAAUCGAAAUCCGCUGCGAAGCUCUGGCCACAGAGGUGGUAUUUUUAUAGCAAAAUAAGAGAAAUACAAGAAGAAGAAGCUGAGAAAGUCGGCAUGACUGUGGGAGAAUAUCGUGCGGCUCUGCAGUCACACAGCAGUCAACUUGAGCCCCAGCAGUACCCGGUGACAGUAGACCCAUCGCCAUCUCCUUUACCGCCCACCUCGGCAGCUAUGAUCGGGCGUCGCGCGCAGUGUCCUCUGGAGCGAUUCGGACGUCUGGUGAAAACCGACCGAGAUUAUCCGCUACGCCCACCAUUACGACCCGGACAAAUUUACGAUCCUUACAAGCAGACUGUUGUAUUCUUAGGGAGCGUGGAUGGUGACCCGAUAUCGUACAAGUUGCCGCCGUCCCGGUGCGAGAUGACAGACGAGAUGUGGGCGCGCCCGCAGCAGCUGACUGUGUCGCCGCUCGGGUGGGACAACUUGGAGCGAAUCAUGAAUGAGACUGAAUAACUUCCUUAUCUUAAUCACGAACACUUAUUACACACUACGCUAUUUUUAUGAAAAAGUUUUUAUACUAACGGUAACUUUUUACAAGCUUUUUUAUAAUGAAUAACUUCCCACAAACAUUUUUGUCUAAAAUUAUCGACCCCAAAAUUAGUGCACAUUUAAACCUUUAAGACACAACUUUGUAUACGAUAAUUAUGAUAUCUAUAGUUCAUAAUCUUCUUAACCUAUUUUCUUAUGUAAACUUUUUCAAGAACUCUGCCCAUUCACCAUACCCUUUGAUUAUCAUCGAAUAUUAUUCAUGACAGAUAUCGAUAAAAUAUUACUUCUUUUCUACUUAUAAACUAAUGUACGCAGAUCAUAAUUUAGUUAUAAGCGAUUAACAAAUAAACGGAAACAAAUUAAAUAUGAUAAAUGACAUUUAUUUCACAUCAUAUGUGUCCAUGUCGUUUAGUGGCGGCGAUCGGCGGCAACUGUGAGACUAUGUUCUCUGGUAACACUUCCAGCGUCACGGCUUCAUCUGUGUCCAGCCAGUGGAAGUCAGCCAAAUACUAGAACAAAAAGUCUUACAUUAAGAUUGUGUGAAAAAAGCAGGACUUCAGAAAAUACUUUGAAAUAAAAAUAUUAAUCGCCUAAUA
Molecule: messenger RNA, 2186 nt
Organism: Helicoverpa zea (corn earworm)
Lineage: Eukaryota; Metazoa; Arthropoda; Insecta; Lepidoptera; Noctuidae
Exons: 5
Coding region: 964-1554 (196 amino acids)
Source: RefSeq, a predicted model, not a curated record